ACCAGUUGAGUUGAGUACUCAGUAGACUAGUAGUACUAGUACUAAUAGUCAGAGUCUAGAGUGGUCACUACUGAACUGAAAGAAGUCUUGCUAAGUAAAGUAAUAGUCUAGUAGGCUUGAAUAGGUCAUAGGUCUACUCUUAGUGUAAGUGGCUACUGUUACUGAGUAGUCCCAAUCCCAUUCAAUUGAUUCAGUCAUUCACUCAGGAUGCAUCAAUAGGAGUAAUAGGACCAUGUAAGUUUGACAUUUUGCACCAGGGAUGAAUGAGUUCCCUUAACUUUUGACUUUGUUUAUUCUUAAAUUGUUACUAGAGUUAAAUUUUCAAUUUUUUAAUAUUAAAACACAAUGGAAUGUUUUAAAUUGAUAUUUCGUUGGAUGUUUAAUUAUAAUAGGCUAAAUUUUGUAGCCCACAUGUUUUAGCUGAGGGAAAGGAGUGACCGCAGGUCAUUGACAUUUCUCACCACAUGUCUAUAGGGAUACAAUAAAGUUGCUACUUAUGCCAUGAAAUUAAUGUACUGGCUUAAAUUAUGCUAGGCAAGAGGGUGACCACUAAAUUUUAACAUUUUGUUCCUAUUUUUGCUUUAUUUGAAACAACACAUUCUCUCCCUUCCCCUCCUCAUUUUAGCAGACCUGUUUUUGUACUACUUUUUUUAUUACAUAGUUAACAUAACAUAGCCACCCUCUUUGUUGCUAUGACAAAGAUGUCAGCCAUUCAAAAAAGAAAAUAGUGCAACAGCACAGUAGAAUGGGGGAAAUGUCAAGCAUACAAUUACCGAUCACUUCAGCGCGUAAUAUUUAAAAAUCAUGUUUUUCUAAUUUUAAGUGCUAUUUAAACGGUUAUUUUUUUUUUUGAUAAGAUGAAAUUCUUUUAUUGAUCCAAAUAAAUGGAAAUGGUUUUUUUAUGACAUUGUACAAAUUCCUUUCAGCAUAUAAAUAAUCCAAGACAAAAUUGUUUAAAUAGAAGCAUUUUUAAAAUUUAAUGUAUGAAAAUAAAGCAGAGUUUGAGUUUUUUCCUAUUUCUCCCCCAAGGUAAAAAGAAAGUUCUUGAAAAUAUCAUCUCCAUAUAGAACUAUCACUUCACAUGUACUCAUGCAAAUAUGAAAGGAAAAGAUCAUGGCGCAAACUGUUUUUUCAGUUUGUGCUUUCCUUGCAUCCACAAAUUUUCAACAUUCUGUGUGUUGACACUAGCAUCAUUUGGAUCAACAACAUUUUGUUAUUUGUACCACAAUAUUCAGUGCCUGAUCUGGUUUAUUAUUGCAUAUAAACUUUGUGUGUACAGGGAACUUUUCCUUGUUUGCACGUUGAUAGAAUUCAAUAGUAAAUUUUAAAUUAUUAUUUUAUUGUUUUUCUAGUUUUUGUUCUGGCCUACUUAAUAGGGCAGUAUCAAAUUCCAAUCACGGCCACAUAGCUUAAUAUCUGAACGAUUUUGGUCUGUGCAAAUGUUUUGUUGUAGGUUUACAAAAUUUUUUACUAUGAGCUUUUCCUUUUUUUUUUUUAAACAUUUCAACAUCAGAAUACGGCAAGUAGUCAAGCACUCAUUAAUUCAUUUCAAUUUCUUUAUUAAGAUUCACUUUAAAGAUAAAAAAAAUCUUGCAGCGCCUUAUGAAGCCAUUUUUUAUAAAUCUAUUAACCCUGUUUGUCUAACAUAAUUUGAGUAAUAUGUUAGUUUGAUAUCUUAGUUAUUUUCAGUAUGGGAUCAAAAAAACAUAAAGAAAAGGAUAGAGAAAGCAAGAAAAAAAGAAAACAUCGGUCUAGAUCUAGGUCAAGAGAAAAGAAGAGACGUCACCGUGAGAGAUCUAGAUCAAAUGACAGAGAGAGGGAAUCUACUGACUUUUUACAAAAAGACUAUGGCUACUCUGAUGGCAGGGGCAAUGAUGAACGAAGUCAAGUUGUUGACUAUAAUCACGGUGAGCCUCGUGAUUAUGACCGCAGGGAUCGCCAAUCAGGUAAAAGAAAAUUCAAAAAAAUUUUUUUUUUUAAAACGUAACCUUUGCUAAUAAAAUUGACUCUAUUUUUUAAAAAACAUUUUGAUUAUGUUUGUUAUGCAGUGCAUUUAAUAGGAUUGAAUUGUGUAGAUCGGAUCUAGAAUUUCUAGUUAAGAUAUAAUUUUUAACCCUGUGAUUCAUAUUUGAAAUAGAGAACAUCCAUGAAGCCUUGUUCUUUUAACACAGACAUUUAAGGCUAUCUUGCUUAUUUUGAUUUUUUUAAACCAGAAGAAACUUUGCCAAUUUUACCAUCUGUGGUAAUGCAGUUAAGAAAAAUAUAGAAUUUCUAUUUUUUGUGGAUCUGUUAAGUGUGUCGGGGGGGGGGGGGGGGGGGGUUGAUGUAACUGGUGGGGACGCUAACAUGAGGCAAAUAAUCCCUGGUAGCUUUAGAUUAUAAUUUUCCUGGGCCACAUUGCCAGGUUUAAAAUUAAUUAAUAAUUUUUCCACCAUAGGUUUAUUUUCAUCUGAUUAACUAGAGAAUGUUACUAGUUGCUGCUUUUAUAACUCCCAACCCAUCCUAUCUGUCCAGUUUGUCCUUUAAAUCAAAAUUUGAGUUUUAAAAAGUUAACAUGUACAUAGCUAUUUCUUGUUGAAGAUGUAAGCAAUUUUAAAAAUACUAAUGUACAGAGUUAUAUUUAUAUUUAAAAAAGUAAAAUCUACAUAUUUUGUUUGAUGUAAAUUUUAAGCUGCUGAAGCAAGGGAAGAAACCCAGAAUGCACAGUCAUCAGGAGAUGGGUCUAGUCUUAGUAUUGCAGAAACAAAGUAAGUCUCUAAGUCUACUGAGUAAUCCUUUAUCCAAAAUUUAAAAAACACUUGUCUGACUUUAACCUUUCGUUGUUGAUAGGUUGUUGAACCUACCAUGCUGAAUGUGAUAAAGUUUGUGUCAUGAAUAGUUGGAUUGCAGAUUCUAAAGCAGUUUAAUUUUCCUAUAAGCUGUAUUUUGCACUUCUAAUUAUCAAUAUAAUAUACAAUAAGUAAAACAGAAAUGGUUAUUAAAUCUGAAAGCUUUAAAUGAAGUUGUUGUUGUUUUUUAACCUCUUUGUUUUUAGUGUAGCACAAUAAGUUUUUUAAAGCUCCUUUUUACCUAUUGAACUGAUUACAAAAUAUCGCUUUGGUGUCUAAUUAUUUGAAUAAAUAAUUAGUUCAAUAUGGAUUCAGUAGGGAAAAGAUUGCAGUAGGAGAGACAUGACACAAGUUCUUUUGAAUAUAAACGUUUUUCAUUAUAUUUUUAAAAGUUUUGACACACUUUUGGUACUAUUUUGAAACAUGAAAGGUAUCCAUUAUUUUAUUUGAAAAUGCGGAAAGAAACUAUGUUUAUAAAAGCAAUUCUGAAGUCUAAUGCAGAACCUAAUAAGUUAAGAAACGCAAUGUUCCAAUAAGAUCUAUAGGAAUUUGUGUAAUCUUGAUUUGGGUCCUGAUUAAUAUUAUGGCUGCUAUUUGAAAAUACAGGCUCAUGGAUUUGUGAAUUUACCAUGAUUGCCAUUUUAGAUUAAAUUAUUUUAUUAACAGAGCAGUUACAUAAUAUGUAAGUUGCAAUUUUUGGUGCUUUAUUUGGCCUCAGCUGCCAUGAACAAAUAUAGCUGAUAUAUGUUUUUAUACAUGUUUUUGCCACCAACCACAUACUUUUUUUUCUAAUCACACAACACAUCAUUUUGAGAUUCGACUGCAAACAAUGAAUAAAUAGCAUUGCCAUGAAAUUGGUUUUGAUGGUAUUGUGAAUAUUUGUUUCACCAUUACAAAUAAACUUCUGUGUUUUCUCCCCACUCAUAGUCGCCUCAGAGCCAAGCUGGGAUUAAAACCUCUUGAUGUGCCUGACAAAGGUAACUCUAAAGCUGCUGUGUUUAAAGUUAUAUACAAAUGAAGCUAUGUUGAUCUUUGGAACAAUGUAAAUAAUGAUAGUUGUUGCAUCCUGAAAUCUAGAGAUACAGUUUUUUAAAAUUAAACUACCACAGUUUUAUAUUUAAGUAAUAGAAGAAAAAAAGAUUUAGCGAAAUACAUAUUUUUUAAUAAGUUACAGGUGCAGAGCAUAUGUUAAAAAGUCAUUUUAUGUGUUUUGCUGCCAACACAUGAUACAGUUACAUUAAAUUACCAAGACAUCUGUUUUCAUCAGUUAAGUUUUAACACUUAUAGGCUCAUGAGUUUCUUGGAUUCUCUUUCGGUUGAUAAUCAGGUGAAGAUGGUAAACCAAAAAAGAUUGAUGGUGUUCACGUCCCAGCUGUCAACUUAGGAGAUGUCAGGAAAACUGAAAUUUUAAGGGAGAAAAUGUCAAAUAAAAAGUCUCAGCGACACCAUGAAAAGAGAUUAAAGUGAGCCCUUAAUAUUUAAUGAAAAAACAAUGCUUUAAAAAGAAAAAUACUCAACAUAGGUGUGAAAUAGAAUUAUAAAUUUAUAAGAUGUUAAAUAAACAUGUUUAAUUAUUAUAAAUUCUUUUCCCAACAUCAUCCUAAUUUUGAUUUUCAUCAAUUUCAUUCACAUUUAUGGGAAAAGUAAUUACAUAAAAAUUAUGUCAUCAUAUAGCAAAUAAACUCCAUAGAACAGUUAAAUAACGCAUGUAUAUGUUUAUGUGGGUUAUGACAAAUGUCACUGUUACACAGAACCAUAAAGGGACUGGGUGAGAGUGAUUCUGAGGAUGAAGAUGCCAAGGCCUGGGUUUUGAAGAGCAGAAAGCUACAACAGGAGAGAGAGAUGGCAGAUAAACGAGUAAGUUGGAGCUCAUUAUUUAAUACAUAGUGACCUAUUCUUCUUUUGGAGACAGGUUGCUAAAUGCAAGAGUAAAUGCAGGAAAAGAGUAGUUUUCCUUUAUAAAUUGUUAGUUUAGUUUGAUAAAUAAUGGUGCCGCUUUUCUGAUAGGCUGACAUGGGAAGGUGCUGCAGAUAUUGGUCAUAAAAGAUUUUUAAUCUAAGUCUACGGUUCUUAAACUUUGAAAGCCUGAGGAUCCUUUUCUUUUCAAAGAAAAAAUUUGAGGCCCCAUUUCUGAGUUGACCUUUUUAAAAAUUAAAACACAAAGAAUCAUUGCAUAAUUGCUGAGAAAUUUAAUACAUUCUUUGUUGUAACAAAUAACAAUUUGUAAAAAAUAAAAUUGAAAAUUGUUUAUACAGGUUUUUAUGAAGUACAUGUACAAUUUCAAUAAAAGUAGAAUAAAAUGUGGGUUUUUUUCUAUUCAUUUUCUAAAUUUAAUCUCUCCCACAUGACUAUCAUCACAGGCCAAAAUGCUGGAGGAGAUGGAUGAAGAUUUCGGCAUAGGAACUCUGGUUGACCAGGAAUUUAAAAAAGAUAAGGUGAGAUGGAUCAGUAUGGCUAAAACAGAAAGUCUUUUAAGUGUUUUAAUCAGAGACCUAUUUUGUUUAAAUGUUACUUUUACCUAUAUUUUUUCUUCUUUGUAUUUUGCCACAAAAACAUCUGAUAACCAGUAUGAUUUUGAACAAAUAAAAUGUUCCAUUUUGUUUGACCUUCUUAUGUACAUGUAUCUAUUUGUCUUCCACUAUGUAAAAAGAGGUACUCUUCACAAGAUCUGACUGGGCUGAAAGUUGAACAUGCUAUGGACAAAUUUGAUGAGGGGCGGAAUGUCAUACUGACUCUGAAAGAUAAAGGUCAGAAUUGUUAUCAUAAUAUCAACUGAUAAAUUAUUAUUGAUAAAGAGCUAAACCUCAGUAUUGUUUUAAAAUCAACUAAUAAAUUAUGACUGAUCUAUAAAAGGUCAGUAUUACCAUAAAAUCAACUAAUGAAUUAUGACUAACAGAUAAAAGAUAUAAAGAACUAAGUUGUUAUCAUUUAAGAUAUGAUAUUCAAAUUGUUUUCAGAAUUAUUAUUUUUUUUACAAGCUAUUUUCCUGUUACAUAAAGAAAUAAUGUUAGUAUUCAUCAUUGAUUACUGUAGAUGGUGUUUUUUUGUUUUUUUAUUACAUGUGUCUGGCUUGUUUCAUUAUUAGGUGUUCUUGAUGAGGAAGAGGGGGAUGUGCUGAUCAAUGUGAACAUUCAAGAUGAUGAGAGGGCAGAGAAAAAUGUGGAUAACAAGAAAAAGAAACCAGAGUACAAACCGUAUGAUGAACCACAGUACGAUGAAUAUGGAAUGGUGAGUCUGCUCUAGUCAGACAUAUAGUAUGAGUUGGAGACUUUGCAAUCUGAAAUUACAGUUUGGUAAACAGGGUGUUCUCUUCAGGAACAGGAGUUUAAAUUUAGAUUUCAUAAAGGCUAUUUACUGUGUUAGCAGAGUUUGCAGCUGUGCAAACAUUAAUCUAUAAACUAUAAUCUGUAAAAUCAUCAUAAUGUUGAUUAGCGUGAGUUAUUCCUUCGUUUCAGAUGAAGCCCAACAACAUGCUGUCGAAAUAUGAUGAGGAAAUAGAAGGAGCUAAAAGAGAAUCAUUCACAUUGGGUAAAUAUUCUUAUUUUCAAAACAUAUCCCAGAAACCUACCUUGCCCCCCCCUCCCCCCCCCCCCCCCCCCCUCUCCUUACAAACCACUGUACAAGUGCUUUAUACUUGCUGAAGCUGCUUUCAUAGAAGUCUUUGCUAUCUUUGCUAUUGGUUAAUACACUCAGAUUUGAAAUUAUGGCUGGACAUCUCAAUGCAAGCUGCACAGACCACACAGCCAAACUCUGUCACUGUUAAAGUCUGGUCAGUUCUGGUCUGUCCCUCAUUUUCCCUUUGGUUAUGUUCACUGUUUGCUGCAUAUCUCACAGAUUAAAGGAUGAACAGCACAAAAGACACAAUUGAAGUUGGUUGCUAAUUUCAUGACUGCACAAAUUAGCAACCACCUUCAACUUGGCUUUUUGGGCACUGCAACAUGACUGCUGCAUCCUACAAUAAUGGAAUAGAAUUGUGAGGUUGAAGUAAUAUUUUCAAACUGACUUCUAAUAGUUAAAAACAAAAUUUCAUUGAUAUCCAAUGUUUCAGAAAUAGAGAAUGCUUUAAUUUCCAGGAAUUUAUCACCCAUUGAAAAUGUUAGGCAGAAAUCUGUUUGCUUUUAAUGUCUCAUUCAAGGUGUUGUUGAGAAAGGCAUGAUAGAGCUGAAAGGGGUUGCUAAACAAGGUGAACUACCUGUGUCAUAGCAGCUCUCUUCAACAUUGUCACAACCUAAAUUUUCACCUUUCAGUCAAUUCUUGUUUGUUGCUCUUUUUUCAGGUUCUGGUGGUUUGUAUGAUGCAGCUCAUGAAAAACGAAUGGCAGAAAUCAAGCAGGCACUGAGAGCACAAGGGGUGAGUAUAAAUAUAAGCUGAGAUUGCCCUUUGAACAGGAUUUAUUUACAAAUUAAGAUUAUCAUGUUGAAAUAUGAAAUUGGUGAUUCUCAUCAUGGGAUAAAACAAAAAAGCACAAACUGAAAAUAGUUAACUAUAAACACAUUGUUGAUAUAUUAUUAGUAUUUCCUCACAUUAUUUGUAUUGUUACAGUAGUUUUCUCACACCUAUUAAAAUAGUAUAUAGUAAUCUCCUUUUAUAUUAAGAAGUAACUUUUUUUUGUGGUUCAAAAUGUGGACCUACCUCACCACAUGUUACUUUAUGAGUUCCAUUUCUGUCAAAGUUUUGUGCAACCUGAAUAGAUAAAAUAACAUUAUAAUUGUUGUUGUUUUUUUUAAAAUCUAGCAAAGCCUUCAAAUGGCACCACCAACUCUGCUUACUGAAUACAUGACACCAGAAGAAAUGGUUGGUGAUUUUUAAGAACUUCUUAUCUGCUGAAUUUUAAUUUGUUAACAUCUGUGUUCAUAAUUUAUAUCCUGUUGUUCAACAUUUUGUCUUUUACUCAGUUUGAUUUGUGUAACAUAUUUUGGUAAUUUAUAUAAAUACUCAAUUAGAGUUGGAGUUUGGUGAUCAUCAGAAUAUUUGUAUGAGCUAAUGAAAAUUUUUGAAUUCUAGGAAGCUGCCAAGUUCAGAAAGGUUAAAAAGAAGGUUCGUAAAAUCAGAAAGAAAGAAAUUCUCAAAGCUGAUGAUCUGUUACCACUGCCAGAAGAAGUUUCCAAUGAAGAUUAUGGAUCCAGGUAAUGAACUAUGUGUCUAUCCAUAUUUUUCAUAUUGAACAAAUUGUAUUUUCCUGUUUUAAUAUGACUUAAAAUGUGUUUACUUUCUAAAAUUGAAGGAAUCUUUAUUUUAUCUUUCUCUGGUUUUUUUUGUGUGGUUUUUUUCAAGGGCCAGAGGAAGAGGUCGUGUAGAGCCAGAAGAUGGUGAGGUAUCUAAUGAUGGGACAGAGGAAACUAAAGAUAUCAAGGAUGUCAAGGAAGUGAAGGCAGAGGUUGAUGCCGUCUACAGCACAGAUAUUUUAGCUGGAGCUCCACAGAUUAAGGUUGAUUUAGACGAUUGUAAGUGUUUUUCCAAAUAUAAUGUUGUGAAUUGGUCACAGCAUACUUUGCAUAAGGAUAUUUUUUUUGUUUUGUUUUUUAUUUUUAUUGUUCAAACAUGUAUACUGCUCAAACUUUGUAUGUGAUAAAGAAUUUACUAGGAAAUCUCUAAUGAUUUAUUUUUAUAGCUCUAUAUUCAGGCUACCUGAUACAAGAAGAAUGUUUUGCCAUUUAAGUUAUCUUUGUUAAAAUUUUGACAGAAUGCGGCUUAGGAGUUUUAGAUUUUAAUACAUGACACACACAUUUUAAAAAUGAAUACCAUUAAUACCAUGAAUUGAUAGUCGUGAUUUUUGAACAGCUGACAUUGUGGGUCCAGACGAAGACCUUACCGGUGUUGCAAUAGAAGAGGAAGAGGUCCAGAAUGAACUGCAGGGCAUGCUGGCCAGGGCACGCAAACUCAAACUAAAGAAAGAGAGACAAACUCAAGGGGUUAGUACUUAAACAUGUAAAUGAAAAUGUAAAUAAUAGUCUAUCACUAAAACAUAAUAUAAUAUUUUUUUUUAAAGUCACUUACAUCAUCAAAGUUUUUUAAAAAAAAUGUGGAGUUUAAUACUUAUUCAGACUUUUUGUAAAAUUUGUACGUUUUUUCAUACAUUUUUUUUUCGUUGUUUAAAUUUAUAGUUAUAGAAAUGACUUGACUACUGACGGAAACUUUGAGUUAAACUAGCAAGUAUUCUCAAAGGCUAACUUGUUGUGUCCAUGAAUUAAUAGUUAGUGUGAGCAGAAAAUUGACAUAAUUCUGUCCUUCAGACAUUUCAAUGAAUGUAAGAACAUUCUGUGUUCCAUAAUUAGUUACUUUCUUUUUUAAAUUUGAUACAAUUCUUGUUAAAAAAUUAGGCUUCAGGGGAGAAUCAUAUAGUGAUUUUCAAUUUUUUUGCAAGCAUGAACAAAUUAAGAUGGUUUGGAUUACUAUUAGUUGGCAAUGUAUAGGAAUAAUUUUCAGCUCAUUGCUUUAUUGUAUUUCAUCAGAAUGAUUAGCCCUAGCCCCAACUCCUCCAAAAUAUCAUUGCCAUUCCACUGAAUGAUAUCAAUUUUUAAAAAAAUAAAUGUUUAUUUCCAGGGCUUAGAGUAUGCUCUACAAGACCUUGAUGAAAAAAAUUCUCUUGAGACUGGAGCUAAUAUAACGCUAAACUCCACUUCUGAGUUUUGUCGAAAUUUAGGUGAGAUUCCAACAUACGGCCUGGCUGGGAACAGAGAGGAAGAUAGAGAAGAGAUUAUGGUAAGUUUAUUUAUCGUAAAUAAUAAUAAAUGUGAUUACAGAAUAUAUAAGAGCUGUUUGAAAUAAUGAUAGUAACAAAGAAACAUUAGGAUUAUUUUAAGACUUCCAUUAAUGCACUACAAAAAACUGGAUAGAGCUGAUAGAUCUAAAGCCACUGUUACCACAGUCAAGCAGCUGCAUCAUCUAAUAUUUUUGACAAGUUAGUAUAUGGUUUGUUUCCUGCUUCAAUAGGACAUGGAACUAGAAAUGAUGGAUCACAAGCGGAAAAAAGAUGAACUGGAGGAGACGACGGGAGGCUGGAAUCAGGUGGAUAUUGAUGACAACCCAGUUGACAUACGAGUAAGUGUGAUUAAUGCUCCUGGUCUUGUUGUUUUAGUCUUGGUGGGUUUUGGAUAAGUGGGGCUAUGUUAGCACGACAAGUUUCUACACUAGCAUAUUUUUAAUAUUACAUUUUAGUACUACCCUUUUUUUUUUUAAUGUUGAUAUUGCGACACAAUUUCAGCAAUACAUGCAUAUUUUGGUUAGAGCAGGUGUAAAGUGGUAGAUUUCAAUUUCUAAAGUGUUACGGAAUUUUUCAACUAUUUUCAGUUUUGAUUAGUAUUUAUUUUUACCUAUUAAAAAAAUUACUUUUUUUUUUUUUUUUUUUUUUUUUUUUUUUUAUAUUUUUUUUUUUUUUUUUUUUUUUUUUUUUUUUUUUUUAAAAAAAUUUUUUUUUUUUUUUUUUUUUUUUUUUUGAGUCUUGACAAAUUUGGCUUAUUUUGUUUCAUUAAAUCAAAGAUUCCUACUUUUUUCUCCAGGCAGAAGAAGCAGCUGUGUUGGAAGAGGAACCUAUUGCAAGCACAGGGGUUGGGUCGGCUCUACAGUUGGCCAUUAAGAAAGGUGAGAAUUCACCCCAUAAGUAGCUUUAUGCUUUUAGUUGUUAUGUGUUGUAAUGUUUUUGAGGAGGGUGACCUUUAAAAUCUUUUAAGUAUUAUACGUUUACCUGCCACUAAAUGUAGCUAAAAAAAACAAUCAACAUUUUUUAACGUAUCCCAUAGGCUACCUUGAGGAUGAAGCUCCUAAGAAAUUGCCAAGCAUGUCUACCAAAUAUUUGGAGCUUCAAGCCCAGAAUUACACCAUACAAGACAAGAGAUACGAGUAAGUUGUGAACCCACUUGAAAGUUUAACUUGUUUCACUACCACGUUAGUUUUUGUGCCAUCUCAUUUUUAAAAAGUUAGGAUAUUAUGAUGACAAGAAGACAUAAUAAGUUCCUUGUGUACUUUCACCCAUUUUUUUAUAUUAUAUGAAACCAUUUUCAGACUCCCCCCACCUUCCCACAUCACAAAAUUUGCUGAGUUAAUUCACAUUUCUUACCAUUUGAUUCCAGUGAUCUUGAUGAGAAGAACCGUAAAAGAGAUCGUUAUCAAGGUGGAAUGAUCACAGAGUUUAAAGAAAAAGAGACCUACAAACCAGAUGUUAAGCUCGACUACGUGGAUGAAAGUGGUCGAAACUUGUGUGCCAAGGAAGCUUUCCGACAGCUGAGCCAUAGGUUCCACGGGAAAGGUUCUGGAAAGAAAAAGACAGAGAAGAGAAGCAAGAAAGUAGAGGAAGAAUUGGUAGGACAGUGGUUCUUAAACAUUUCAUAUCCACUACCUUUUUUUUUUUUCCAUAAAUAUAAUUCUAGAGGUUUUUUUAAAAUAUUAUUUACGGUCCAUUUUUGUUACUUUAAUUUUGUUUUCAAUAUUUUAUGGACUCUUGAAGCUGGUUAGUAAUGUAAUAUAAAUGAUUGCAACAAUUAAACUCCAUUUGCAAUGUUUGUCUCUUUUCCAGUUGAUGAAACGCAUGAGUUCAACAGACACCCCUUUGAACACACUCAGUUUACUGAAAGACAAGCAGAAAUCUGAAAAAUCCCCAUACAUUGUUCUCAGCGGCAGUAAAGGAUUCACAUCGUGAGUAGAUUAUUAAUAGUGCUCCGCAUCAGAUUCACAGUUUUUCAAAUAGAUGGCAUUAUUUUUAACAAGUUCCAAGAAUGUCAGAAACUUUUAAAGACCAGAAAGAUCUUUUAUGGACAUUCCUAUUGACCGAGGAUAUUGUUUAAUAUUAAAAUUCGUUCCUUUGUAAAUAGUACCAACAAAAAUGUUCUCUCAAUGUUCCAGGAACACAAUUGUCAAGCCUUCCUGAAGACCCUAUUGGAUGAAACAACUGUUUUGAUUCUCUGUGUGCUCACCUGGGGACUGUUCUCAAGCCUGUCAUUGUAAUUUGAUGUUUCUGUGAAUUAUACAAAAACUGAGUUCCUUAUCUUGAUUCUACAUUUAUUCAUCGUUUAGAACUAAAUCAAAACUGAUUUAGUUAUUUCAUGAAAUCUCACACACUAUCACUUAUGUUGAUUGAUUGUUUAGUUUUUUUAACAAAGAGAUAUUGCAUUUGGAUUCUUCACCCAUGUUAACAAUUGAAAAUUAGGUUUAAAAAAAAAAUUGUGAACAAGUCACUUUAAACUUUGUUGGACUCAACUACAGUGUGGGUGAAACAAAAAUUUUCUUACAUGAGUUCAUGUGUGAUUGUUCCAGCAGAGCACUAGGCCAUUGAUGUUUUUUGUACAUUUGUUGUUAAAUAGACUGUUUAUAAGUAUUUGGUAUGCAUGGUAGUUCGUAUGUUGGUCAUGAAUGAACUUAAGAAUGUUGAAAACGGGGCGGUUCCAACGCUGGCUACGAUGUUUAAAUGGUUUUUAAAGUUCUGUAACCUUGGUAAAUAUGGAAUUAAAAAAUGAGUUUGAAAAUGGUA
Messenger RNA from Lymnaea stagnalis (great pond snail), 12291 nucleotides. The record is from the annotation of a GenBank genome assembly. NCBI's taxonomy places the organism in Eukaryota, Metazoa, Mollusca, Gastropoda, Lymnaeidae.